Messenger RNA from Cephus cinctus (wheat stem sawfly), 1814 nucleotides. RefSeq names its product venom carboxylesterase-6 (gene Jhe). The record is from RefSeq and is a predicted model, not a curated record. Bases 66 to 1745 code for a protein of 559 amino acids. The transcript is spliced from 8 exons. Lineage: Eukaryota; Metazoa; Arthropoda; Insecta; Hymenoptera; Cephidae.
AACCUGUGGGGUUAGUUAUUGUAGGGAAGUUACGUUAAUCGGAUGUGUAUUGCACAAGCAACGUAAUGAAGCUGAUCGUCCUGAUACUUUUGAGUGUCCUGAGCUCUGGCUAUGCAGAUGAUGUGGAACCGAGAGUAAAGACACCUCUGGGAGGAAUCAAAGGAUAUUACAAGUUGUCUCACGAAGGUAGACAGUAUGAGGCCUACGAAGGAAUUCCUUAUGCAAUUCCACCGGUUGGGAAACUCAGGUUCAAGCCUCCGCAAGAGAUAAUGGCUUGGCCCGGGGAACUGCAAGCUAUGAAAUUUGGAUCUCCGUGCCUUCAGUACGCUCAUGUACCUCAAAAUCCUCAGGAGCGCGUAGAGGGUGCAGAGGACUGUCUGUAUUUGAAUAUUUAUACGCCAGUCCGAGAUAAUAAAGAUGAACUGAUUCCUGUAUUCUUUUGGAUUCAUGGCGGUGCCUUUCAGUAUGGUACUGGCAUGAUCUACAAUCCUAAGUAUUUGAUGGAUAGUGAUGUUAUACUAGUGACUAUUAAUUAUCGUUUGGGACCGCUUGGUUUCCUGAGUACCGAGGACGAUGUGGUUCCUGGCAACAUGGGCCUGAAGGAUCAAAGUAUGGCACUGAGAUGGGUUUCUGAGAACAUUGAAUCUUUUGGUGGGGAUUCCAAAAAGGUGACCUUGGUUGGAUUGAGUGCUGGUGGUGCCAGUGUCCAUUAUCAUUAUCUAUCACCAUUGAGUGCCGGUCUCUUCCAAAAUGGAAUAUCUUUGAGUGGUACUGCGCUGGACUGCUGGACCCAAACUGAGAAUUCUUUGGAAAAGGCAAAGAAGCUGGGUUCACUUAUGGGAUGUCCUACGGAGAACAACAAAGAAUUGGUCCGCUGUCUCAAAUAUCGUCCUAGCAAAGCCUUGGUGCAGGCUGUUGGGGAUUUUAUGCCGUGGCUUUACAAUCCCUUUACUCCUUUUGGCCCAGUAGUUGAAAAAGCUGGCGAUGCACCAUUUAUCAAUCGUUCUCCUAUAGAAGUGAUUACCAGUGGUGCUGUACAGGAUGUUCCUUGGAUUACAGGAGUUGUAAGCGAGGAAGGACUAUAUCCCGUUGCUGAGUUUGCUGGCAAGGAGCAGCUACUAAAGGAAUUGGAUGAUAACUGGGAAUCAAUUGCACCACAUCUCCUGGACUUCAACUACACAGUACCAAAAGAGAAGCAUGUAGAGAUUGCAAGAAAGAUUAAAGAACAUUAUUUUGGAUCAAAACUAAUUGACAAAUUAAGUGUAAAAUCCUUGAUACAAAUGGUGGGUGAUCGACUCUUUGUUGUGGAUGCAGAAAAAGCUGCUAGAGUUCAAGCGAAAGUCAAUGAGAGUCCAGUUUGGUUUUAUUAUUUCUCGUACAAAGGAGCUUCGAGUACAAGCGAAUUCUUAAGUGGUACCAAGGAAGACUUUGGUGUGAGCCAUGCUGAUGAUGCUAGAUAUAUUUUGGAUUUGUGGUACAAAAAUGAAUUUACUACAGUGGAAAGUCUAAUGCAAAAGAAAUUAAUUAGUAUUUGGGUUUCAUAUGCUAUGAAAAAAGUACCUGAUAUUGGAACAGAAUGGCAUGAACUGGAUUCAUCCAAGAAGGAUAUGUACUAUCUUCACAUCGCAUCACCUGAUAGAAUCUAUAUGGAAUUAAAUUCCAAUUUGGGAGAAAAGAAUUUCUGGAGAACCAUAGACUUUGAAGAAAAUAAACUAAAGGGUUGGACCGAGAAAGAUGAAUUUUAAAGAUUUCGAUUUAUCACUAUGUAUGAAAGUUACAUCCAAAAAUGUUUGAGUAAAACGUUAUUUUUUUCA